Messenger RNA from Hemibagrus wyckioides, 2997 nucleotides. It is a transcript of the gene phospho1, whose product is annotated as phosphoethanolamine/phosphocholine phosphatase 1. Bases 216 to 1067 code for a protein of 283 amino acids. The record is from RefSeq and is a predicted model, not a curated record. Lineage: Eukaryota; Metazoa; Chordata; Actinopteri; Siluriformes; Bagridae. Gene Ontology annotation, molecular function: phosphatase activity. The transcript is spliced from 3 exons.
CGAGCGCUGCGGGGCGGAGCGUCACUGUCCCCCUGACCUCAUAAAGCGCGAGCGUUUUGCGCGAGGAUGUCCAAGCACUCAGAGGCACGCGCUACGCCCAGACAACUACACGGAAAAGAGACAGCACUCACUGAAUUUACAUUCAUCAGCUUUAAGCACCAGGACGGUGACAUCAAGUCCAUUCUGAAGAAUUAAAUAGAGAGCCAUUGCCAGCAAUGCGGGACUCUGUCUUCAACUGCUGUUUUAACCCACCGCAUCCUCCCGGUGUAAUGGAAGAGACCCACUGGCACGGCAACAGAGCACAGGCCUUGCCCCCGAAUGACCGGCGCUUUCUUAUCUUUUUUGAUUUUGACGAGACGCUCGUGGACGAGUGCAGCGAUGAUGCCAUGGUUACAGCAGCUCCCGGUGGUUCUCUGCCCUCCUGGCUCAAAGACACAUACCGGCCAGGCAGGUACCAUGAGUACAUGCAGCGAGUCUUGACCUACCUCGCUGAGCAGGGGGUUACUCCAUCAACUAUCCGUAACACUAUAGAGGGUCUUCCCCCAUGCCCAGGCAUCCCUGCCCUGCUUCGCUUCCUGAAGUCAUGUCCACCACAGGACUUUGAGGUCAUUUGUGUGUCAGAUGCCAACACGGUUUUCAUCGAAACGUGGCUGCAGAACCUUGGCUUUCGCACGCUCUUCAUGCGCAUCUUCACAAACCCAGCCCAUUUCGAUGAGAAUGGACAACUUCAGCUCCGCCCCUUCCACUCCCACGACUGCCUGCGGUGUCCGGUGAACAUGUGCAAGGCGGAAAUCGUGCGACGGUACACAGCUCAGAGGGUGCACGAAAGAGGAGGCAGGAAAUACCAAAGGGUGCUGUACGUCGGUGACGGUGCAAAUGACUUCUGCCCGUCGCUGACACUGGCGCCCGGUGAUGUGGCCUUUCCCCGACGUGAUUUCCCCAUGCACAGGCUGAUCCAGGAGAUGUACGAGGCCAAACCUGGAGAGUUCAAAUCCGCCGUGGUGCCUUGGAGCACUGGAGAGGAUAUCAUUAACAAGCUCAGGAAAGUCAUGGAAGAACGGGUUUAAAACUGAAAUACAUAAACAGGAACCUAAAUAAAAUAGUUGUUCUCAAAUGCUUUUAAUGUUCAUGAUACACAAAGACACACCAACAACAAGGUGAUGUGUUAGCCAAAGCUGCUGUUACACUUGCCCAAAGUCCACUUGGAAAUCACUCUGAUAAGGAAACACUCUUUUAAGAUUUUACUUAAUAGAGCAAACUGAAACAACCAGUUUAUUUCUUGAUUUGACCUUUUUUUUUUAUCCAGUAUAUAUUCUAUUAUGCUCUAGUUUAGAAGAAUUUCUUUUGGGGACGAGCGAAAAGUGAGCAUCUGAGUUGUAAUGUAUAAGCAGUAAUGAAGACAAUAUUUUCUAUUAAAUUUGUUUUAAACGGACAAUAUUUAAAAUAGCUUCACUACUUUCUGUAUCCUUUUCUAUUUGCCUAUGAGUUGCUUGUCAGCAUAACAUCUGGACUAAAGGACUGUAAUGUAAAUUCCCCAGUUUGCUAUUCAUGUGCAACAUAUGCAUAGUAUUAUUGAUAAACUAUUUACUUACAAUCAGUAAUGAAAUAAUUGUGUCUCUGAGUCUCCAUUAACCUGGUUCCUUCCUUGCACCGUUACGUUUAGAAGGUUUACUGAGGUGGGGCAGGGGGUAAACGUUGCCAUGUCACAGAGCCAGGGUCUCUACUAUUCUGAGCUUGGAUUACAGUUUAGGAGGAGUUUCCCAUUGUCUCCCCAAGAAUGUGUGAGUUUCCUCCAGAUAUUCUGUUUUCUCCUACCAAAAAAAAUGCUGGUUGGUGAAUGGUCUAAAUGUGUGUGUGUGCGCUCGCGCUAUGUCCUACAAUGGACUGGUGUCUUAUACAGUGUACACGGUGUUCCUAAGACAUGCUCCAGAUCCCGGGAUCAGGAUAAAGUUGUUAAGAAAAUGAAUGAAUGAUGGAGUGAAGAAGGUGGGAGGGAUUAAAAAAAAAAUAGCUACACAAUAUAUUAUAGUCAUUGAAAUCACUAUUAUUAAUGAUACAUUAUAUUAACAUAACAUUAAACGAGUAAUAUGAGAAAAUGUUCGUAUAAAUGUCUAGUUAGCUCUCAUAUGUUCAUCUUCAAGCUCAGGGAAAGUAUAUUAUGAAUUAUAAAUCUAGAAAAUGGAGCAAAUCUGUAUUUAAACUUUGUAUUAACUCUAUCCACAACAUUUUAUAGUAUAUGUGUGAUUACCACAGACAAUAAUUUCUUCUGUUUCUUUUGUUUGCCUGUAAUAAGAAAAAAACAAAAAGUUGUAGAAGUUUAAAGAUUACAGGCUUUAUGUUGUUUUCUCAGUACAAUGAAACCAUAAAUAAACCAUAAAUGAAUGUUUUAUUUAUUAUCUGUAGUAGACACGCACAUGCUAUAAGUGUGGUGGACAGGAGAUAAAAUAUAACAGGAAAAAAUGGAGUGGGGCGGCACAACUGUGUAGUGUGUAGUGCUGACUCAUCACAGCUCCAGUGUCCCCUGAUCAAUCAUAAGGUCAAGUGUUUUGAAGGUUCUGCUUGAUGAUGUUUGUGUGGCUUUCUUCCAGGCUCUUCAGGUUCCUCCACUGUCACCAAAACAUGGUGGAUGUCACUACUCAAAAUUUCCUAUAAGUGUGUGUGUGUGUGUGUGUGUGUGUGUGUGUGUGCAGUGCUCUGUGCUGGUGUCUUAUACAGGGUCUCUCAUCACAUGCUUCCAUGAUGGCCACAUUGACCAGGAUAAAGCCUCCUCGGGAUAAAGUUCCUCAAGAGCUCUUGUUUGCUCAGUUGCAGAAAGGACAUUAUCAACAUUUACAUUAUUUACUUGUCUAGUAUCACCCAAAUGAGGAUGAGGUUCCCUUCCGAGUCUGGUUCCUCUCAAGGUUUCCUCCUCAUAUCAUCUCAGGGAGGUUUUCCUCACCAUCGUCACCUCAGGCUCGCUCAUUAGAGAUAAAAUUGUAACUUAACUUUAAACUUUAU